AUUUUCAUCAGUACGGGAGACAUCGAGACAGGAGUCAGUCCCAGAUGAAGAUGGUGCCUCGCAGCUAAACCGUACCCAGGACCAGGUGAAGCGGACAGGUAUGUACGAAGGGACAAUGUGAGCAUUGAGUGGACAUGGCAAAGUGUGGAAUGCUAAAUGGAGCCUUAGCUAAUGGGCAUCAACUGUUUCAUUCAGGCUUUACAAUCACUGGCUCAUUCACCAGCUGCUUGAGUUAAUGCAAAAUGAAUUUUAGACACAGCAUGACAGCAUGCUGUCAGCUCACCAUCCCACCCUCCUUCUUAAGUGCUCAGAGUUUGGCGCUGCUAAUUAAACUAAGAGUUAAUGUUCAUGCACUUGUUAGGGGGACUAGUUCACCGGCAGAAUCCUUGUUGCCGCUUCGAGUUCCCUCAAAGAGCAAAUGCCCCUUACCCUUCUGUAUUGUGUUGCUUUCUUAAAAAUCAAAUUUACAUACUACUCAUUUGUACCAGCCAAGACAUUCUAAAACACGUGUCAAACUCAAGGCCCGCCACGUCAUUUUAUGUGGCCCGUGAAUCUGCCAGCAAAAAAAUAAAUAAAAAAUAAAAAAUAAAAAUAUGAAAAGUUAGACUUUUCAUAUUUGCGAACAUGGCGAAAAUAUCCCCAUGUUCGAAAUUAUGAGAUAGAAAGUCGAAAUUGUGAGAUAGAAAGUCAUAAUUAUGAGAUAAAAAGUCAUAACUAUGAUUUUUAAUAUCACAAUUGUGAGAUAGAAAGUCCAAAUUAUGAGAUACUUUAACACAACAGUCAUAGAAGCAGCUCUUCAUAGGUUAUCCUAUAUUUGACAUAUAAAUGGAUUGUGAGUAUAUUUAAAACGUGGCUUUACAACAGAUGAAAUACUUCAAUUGUGGGAUUGUACUCAGCAAACGCAACCUUGAAAGGAUUUCAAGCAAGAAGCAGCUCUGGCAUAGAAAUAAUAAAACCGAUGUGGCAACCUUCAUUGAACAGCAACUGGAAACAUCUGGUCAGUGUUAUGGUUACAGAUGGAUGCACCAAAAGUGCCAUGGGGAUAUUUUUAUCUUAUUUUGUAUUUUUUUUGCUGCCGGAAAUGGGCUUCCAUAUAAAAGGCAUAUGAUUGUCUUAAAAUUAAAGUCUAUGCUGCUUUACAGUGUACAGUGACCAUGUACCACAUCUCCCACAAUGCAUGUUGAUUUUGUGACCCGCGAGAUGAUGGCGUCCUGCCACUAGAUAACAGUUUUUCCAUAUCGGCGUUUAACUUUGUCAGUUAAAUUUUAUUUCACACUGUGAUGGUGAAGGGGGGGGCUGGUAUGGGUGGUUGAGAGGCGUGGGCCCCUGUUGAGCUGGGGGAUUGGGUCAGGACUUUCCCACUGUCUAUCAAAGCAUUCAGUAAAAAGUAUUUAAUUUGUCUCCGCUUGCAGAAGAUAAAAGCAAUUUGUCAUAAGCAGUUGAAAGCAUUUGUUCAAAGAUGGUCAGGGUUUCAGAAAGGACCAUUUUUUAAGGUAAUAGAAUAAAAAUUGGCAAAGCGCCUGCGACAUUUUCAACAUGGAAUGACAUACUGAUUCAUUUGAAAAGGGGUUGGAGAGAAUAAUACAUUAAAAAUAUCAACAUUUUUGAGAUUAAAGGUAUGAAUUCGUGAACUCACAUCUUUGCAGAUGUCCGAGAUUAAUCACAUAAAUCCAAUAAAGGCUUCAUACAAAGUAGUAUUACAAAUGAUGGACUAUUAAAGGGGCAUUCAUAAUUUGACAUGUCAUGGUCUUUUUACUAGUCAGAUGAAGCUUAGCUUCCUAAAGUCUGUUAUAGUAUACAUUGUAUACUGAGUAGGAAGUGUUAUGACCAUAUUUUCAGAUCUGCCUUCGCAAGUCCCCCAAUUCUGUUAGAGUGCAUUUGUAUACCCUGGAGUCCAGACCAUAUCGUUUCCUCCCAGUACUAUGGAGAACAUCCGAAGGUUAGUUGGAAAAUGUGCAAGCUAUUAGCCCUUUGGAAACUGAUGUGAUCAGGUAUUUGAAGGCUACUUCACGGAUGUAAACUAUAUUGUACUGCUGUGGGUAUUUCUCUAUUUACAACCUGAACGUAUAGUAAACAGCAUUUUCAAGGGUCUUUACAGUCUUGUCAAAGUGGAAGAAAAGUCAUGAAAGUACGUGUGAUUCAGCUCCCUAACAUUUACUGGGUUCGUAUGAAGUUAAAAGUUAUUCUGACCUGCUCUUACUCAAGGGGUUUGAGUCACUGUCUGCUGGUUGUUGCUUCACGGUUACAGCUGGAGGGACUUAAAGAACAACACGCACCUUUUUGUUUCUGUCGGCCUGUCGAGCUUCAACGACACCUUGUAGUUAUUGUAACUUGACGUGUAACUAACUUGAAUUAGUUUACACGUCGCGAUUUCCCAUACAGACAGAGUAAGAACAAUAACUGCUGUAGUAGCAACAUUCAACAUUCAACAUUAGGGAAUUAAGGGGCGUUUUUGCGGACCUGACUUGAACGCAACACAACAGAGGACACCAGCGCUUGGGCACGCUCCAAGCAGUAGAAGCUGUUUCAGCCUGUGAAGCACGCGGAUAGGGGCGGUGAGCGCGAGCCGGGGAUACGGCGUAUGUGCGGGAAUGGAGACGGUAGAGUGCCUCUGCUGUACUACUGAGUUUGCGGACAAAAACAGCCGAGAGGACUGCGGUGUGAAGCAGAUAUGAGUGAAGCGGUAGUAAAGAGAAGAAAGGGGGGUCGACUGACGAACAUCAGGAACAGAUGGAGUGAGCAGCCCAAAGAUGACCUCAUCUCUGAUGUGGCUGGGAAACACGCAACCCUCCCAUCAGGUGAAGAUGAAGGUGGACGACAAGGGGCCCUCAAUAGGUUCAGUGCCAUGUGGUCCUCCUUCCGCAAGGGCAAAAGAGAUAGAGUCAAAGACCCUGAGCCGACAGAGCCGCUGGGCCCCGUGGUGGCAGACAACACAUCCAGGCAGCACCGCUACGUCAGUGGUCAGUACUUCUUUGAGUAUCUGGUGGUGGUCAGCCUCAAGAAGACCAAAGAUGGCAGCAGCUACGAACCUCAGAUUACCUACCAGUUUCCCAAGAGAGAUGGGAUGGCGAAGUUUCAGAAGGAGGAGGAGGAGAAGACGCUAAAGGCGAUCACUCUCUUUUGUUUCCCAGAGGGCAUCAACUGGGCUCCUUUAACAGAAUACCACAGUGAGACUUUCUCCUUCGUUCUGACUGAGGUUGAUGGUAGCAGAAGAAACGGAUACUGCAGGAGGUUACUGCCUGGAGGGAAAGGAGCUCGACCUCCGGAGGCUUAUUGUAUCAUCAGCUCGGUGGCUUGUUUCGGCCUCUUCUCCAAGAUAUUUGACGAGGUGGAGAAGCGGCGGCAGAUCUCCAUGGCCAUGAUCUACCCAUUCAUGCAGAAGCUGAGGGAGGCUCCAUUCCCAGCUCCCGGACACACUGUGGAGAUUAAGAGCUUCAUUCCUGAGUCGGGCACUGAGAUCAUCAGUCUGACCCGGCCGUUGGAUUCCUGGCUGGAGCACGUGAACUUCCACACACUGUUCGGCUGCCUGACAGACGAGGAGGUGUUGCUGGUGUUUGCCGCCACCGUCCUGGAGAGACGGAUCGUCUUCAUCGCUGAUGAACUGGGCACAUUAUCCCAAGUCAUCCAUGCUGUAGCAGCCCUCCUUUACCCCUUCAUCUGGCAGCACACCUUGAUCUCCAUCGUUCCGCAGAUCCUGAUCGACGUAGUGUGUGCGCCCACCCCUUACCUGCUGGGAGUCCAGAAAUGCCUGCUGGACCAGGUCACCGACCAGAGUGACCUUCUGGUGGUCGACUUGUCUGAGGAUAAAAAGGAGACCUUCAUUGCUUCAGUUGGUGAUGAAAGCUCAAUUCUGCCCCCGAAGCUCCAGACUGAAAUACUAGAGGCACUAAGAACCAGAAAAAAAACAUCAACGGUGGAGGAGAUGAAUCGGGUCGUGUCGGAAGCCUUCCUGCAUUUCUUUGUGAAAACAGUCGGCCAUUACAGCUCGUACGUGAAAUACAGCCGAGCCGGACAGCCGGGGGUGUUUGAAAAGAGGAGUUUCUACAAGGCCAUUGAUUCCAAGACCACUCGACACUUUGUCAAGAAGUUCAUCCAGACGCAGACGUUUGACCUGUUUAUCCAGGAGGUGGAGCAGCAGCAGCAGCCUGGACCGCAGCAAGGAAUAUUUCACAAAAAGAUCCUUGAAUACCAAGAGAAGGAGAAGGAGAAGAAGAAAAAGACAAAGAAACACUAGCUCUCAGCGUAGGACCCUGGGUGUAUAUAGGGGAUUCAUAGGAAACCAUGUGAAUGUUGCACUGUGUGUUUGAUGUCCCGUGUUAGUUUUGGUUUUAAACAAGUGUGUACCAAUGUGUGAAUUACUGUAUGGCUAUGUUGCUGCUACUCUGUGAAACACUGGCAGAAUGUGUUGGUUGUCAGCCUGUGGCCUGACGAGCAGGGAAAUCAUUUCACAUAAAGAUUCGUUUUUUUAA
Messenger RNA from Anarrhichthys ocellatus (wolf-eel), 4469 nucleotides. It is a transcript of the gene dennd2da, whose product is annotated as DENN/MADD domain containing 2Da. Bases 2672 to 4234 code for a protein of 520 amino acids. Gene Ontology annotation, cellular component: cytosol; nucleoplasm. The transcript has 15 exons. Lineage: Eukaryota; Metazoa; Chordata; Actinopteri; Perciformes; Anarhichadidae. The record is from RefSeq and is a predicted model, not a curated record.